Oncorhynchus mykiss (rainbow trout) is the source of this 3455-nucleotide messenger RNA. RefSeq names its product kelch-like family member 8 (gene klhl8). Lineage: Eukaryota; Metazoa; Chordata; Actinopteri; Salmoniformes; Salmonidae. Gene Ontology annotation, molecular function: protein binding. The record is from RefSeq and is a predicted model, not a curated record.
CGGAACUGACCAAUGGCAGGGACCAAUGGUUAUUUCCUGAUAUCAAGAAACGUCCCGAAUUGAUGUCUGCGCACGCACCAUAUCGUCCAGAGCGAGUCGAAUGGUUUCAUUUCUGUGCCUGUAAAUGAAAGUGGGAUUGAAUUUUUACAAUAUGAGGUCUGACUCCCUGUAGACUGUGAUGGCUCCAGGCGACAUGGUGCCGGAGCAUGCCAAGCAGAAGAAGGAGAACCGUCAGAGCACCACCACCACCACCAGGCCCGAUGGAGACUCUGAGCCCGACGGAUCCUUUGUCUUUGAGGCCUAUGAGGCAUGGAAGGACUUCCACGACUCCCUGAGGCAGUUCUACGAAGUGGGGGAGCUCUGUGAUGUCACACUGAAGGUUGGCAGCAGGCUGAUACCAUGCCACAAGCUGGUGCUGGCUUGUGUCAUCCCUUACUUCAGGGCCAUGUUCCUGUCCGAGAUGUCCGAGGCCAAACAGGACCUGAUUGAGAUCAAGGACUUUGACGGCGACGCCAUCCACGACCUGGUGCGUUUCGCCUACUCCUCCCGUCUGACCCUGACAGUGGACAACGUACAGCCCCUCCUCUACGCAGCCUGUAUACUGCAGGUAGAGUUGGUAGCCAGAGCCUGCUGUGAGUACAUGAAGGCCCACUUCCACCCCUCCAACUGCCUGGCUGUCCGCACCUUUGCCGAGAGCCACAACCGCGUCGACCUGAUGGACAUGGCAGAUCGCUACGCUUGCGAGCACUUCCGGGAAGUGGUGGACUGCGAGGACUUCCCGUGCGUGUCGCCUCCUCACCUGAGAACCCUGUUGUCCUCCAGUGAUCUGAACAUUCACUCUGAGACUCAGGUGUACACCGCUGCUGUCAAGUGGUUGAAGAAUAACCCUCAACACCACGAGGCCUGGCUGCAGCAGAUCAUGACUCAGGUGCGUCUCCCCUUGCUCCCAGUAGACUUCCUGACGGCCACGGUGGCCAAAGAGGAGAUGAUCAGAGGGAACCUGAGCUGCAGAGAUCUGCUGGAUGAGGCCAGGAACUAUCACCUGCAUCUCAGCAACAAGGUGGUCCCGGACUUUGAGUAUUCAGUCAGAACAACGCCUAGGAAACACACUGCAGGUGUGUUGUUCUGUGUGGGUGGGCGGGGUGGUUCUGGUGACCCGUUCCGCAGCAUCGAGUGUUACUCCAUCAGCAAGAACAGCUGGUUCUUUGGACCUGAGAUGAACAGUAGGAGACGACAUGUUGGAGUCAUCUCUGUAGGAGGUAAAGUGUAUGCAGUAGGGGGGCAUGAUGGUAGUGAACACCUGGGCAACAUGGAGAUGUUUGAUCCUCUCACCAACAAGUGGAUGAUGAAGGCUUCCAUGAACACUAAGAGAAGGGGCAUAGCUCUGGCAGCUCUGGGAGGUCCUAUCUACGCCAUCGGAGGCCUAGAUGACAACUCGUGCUUCAACGACGUGGAGAGAUACGAUAUCGAGAGCGACCGCUGGACUGCUGUGGCGUCCAUGAACACACCCAGAGGAGGGGUGGGCUCUGUGGCCUUAGGGAGUCAUGUGUACGCUGUGGGAGGUAACGACGGUGUGGCCUCUCUGUCCAGUGUGGAGAGGUUUGACCCCCACCUCAACAAGUGGACAGAGGUCAGGGAGAUGGGCCAGAGACGAGCAGGGAACGGAGUCAGUGAGCUGAACGGGUGCCUCUAUGUCGUGGGCGGUUUUGAUGACAACUCCCCGCUGAGUUCCGUGGAACGUUUGGACCCCCGUCUGUGCCGCUGGAACUACGUCUCUGAGCUGACCACGCCCCGAGGCGGAGUGGGCGUGGCCACGGUCAUGGGUCGAGUGUUCGCAGUCGGUGGCCACAACGGAAACAUUUAUCUUAACACAGUGGAGGCCUUCGACCCCCGUAUGAACAGAUGGGAGCUGGUGGGGUCUGUCUCUCACUGCCGGGCAGGAGCCGGAGUGGCCGUCUGUUCCACUCACAUCAGCCAGAUCAGAGACGUGGGCCAGGGCUCCAGCAACGUGGUCGACUGCAUGUGACCGCUGUCUGACCACAGGCUGACCCGGGAAAACUGCACAAGAUCAGACGUGCACAGAACAGCACCCAUCCCACGCACAGCCACAAGCACUCAAUCACACUGCACCGGACACUGACUAGGAGCAGCUGUCCUUAAAGCAGCACUUCCCUUUAGCACUGAUUGUAAUGUAACCAGUCUCACUAUGUUAGGUGGUGUGCAUUGUUAUUAUUCAGCUGAAGACACUUCUCGGACUGAACCUUAUCAGUGGAGGACUGAUCUACAAACAAUCCAUAUAUUUUCUCUUUUUGUGAUGUUUACAGAUGCAAUUCAGUGAUUGGUGUAUUUUGAAAAAAAUUAUAGAUUUUCUUUGCGUUUUGACUGCUUUGGAACUUUAUCGAAAGAAAAUAGCUGACUGAUCGUUGCGCUUUAGAUGUCUCAUUAGACAGGCCUUGCAUAUCAACUUGUAUAUUUUUAAGAGCAACCGGUUAGUACCUACGUUCUGUCAGACCUCACUUUCACAAUCAUCACUGUCUGAACCGGUUAGUACCUACGUUCUGUCAGACCUCACUUUCACAAUCAUCACUGUCUGAACCGGUUAGUACCUACGUUCUGUCAGACCUCACUUUCACAAUCAUCACUGUCUGAACCGGUUAGUACCUACGUUCUGUCAGACCUCACUUUCACAAUCAUCACUGUCUGAACCGGUUAGUACCUACGUUCUGUCAGACCUCACUUUCACAAUCAUCACUGUCUGAACCGGUUAGUACCUACGUUCUGUCAGACCUCACUUUCACAAUCAUCACUGUCUGAACCGGUUAGUACCUACGUUCUGUCAGACCUCACUUUCACAAUCAUCACUGUCUGAACCGGUUAGUACCUACGUUCUGUCAGACCUCACUUUCACAAUCAUCACUGUCUGAACCGGUUAGUACCUACGUUCUGUCAGACCUCACUUUCACAAUCAUCACGGUCCUAACCGGUUAGUACCUACGUUCUGUCAGACCUCACUUUCACAAUCAUCACUGUCUGAACCGGUUAGUACCUACGUUCUGUCAGACCUCACUUUCACAAUCAUCACUGUCUGAACCGGUUAGUACCUACGUUCUGUCAGACCUCACUUUCACAAUCAUCACUGUCUGAACCGGUUAGUACCUACGUUCUGUCAGACCUCACUUUCACAAUCAUCACUGUCUGAACCGGUUAGUACCUACGUUCUGUCAGACCUCACUUUCACAAUCAUCACGGUCCUAACCGGUUAGUACCUACGUUCUGUCAGACCUCACUUUCACAAUCAUCACUGUCUGAACCGGUUAGUACCUACGUUCUGUCAGACCUCACUUUCACAAUCAUCACUGUCUGAACCGGUUAGUACCUACGUUCUGUCAGACCUCACUUUCACAAUCAUCACUGUCUGAACCGGUUAGUACCUACGUUCUGUCAGACCUCACUUU